Molecule: messenger RNA, 765 nt
Organism: Calliphora vicina (urban bluebottle blowfly)
Lineage: Eukaryota; Metazoa; Arthropoda; Insecta; Diptera; Calliphoridae
Exons: 6
Coding region: 4-717 (237 amino acids)
Source: RefSeq, a predicted model, not a curated record
AAAAUGGUAAUUAUGAAGUCCUGUUGCUUUUUCAAGAAUGUCUGGAAUGGAAGUUUUGCUUGUGCAAUUUAUACAAUGAUUUAUUUUGCCUUCUCCAGCUUAAUAUUGCUUAUUUAUGUAAUAGAUGAAUGGGACUAUCUGGUGGGCAGACGCUACUCACCCAAAGGAGAGACCAUUAUUGAAAAGGGCGAUAUAACAGAAACUCAUGUGAUAUUUAACAUAAUAGUAUUAAUAUGUUCUAUGGGUCUAGUGGCCUCAUCGAUAAUAAUGAUGUAUGGUUUGAAAAGAGAUAAACGAGAAUAUCUGUUGCCAUGGAUACUUUUAAUGGUUGGUGAUGUCUGUGUGGAACUAUUCUAUGCCAUCUAUUUUAUUUUCAGUAAAAGAGCAAAUUUUGAUCCUGUUGUUGGAUUUAUAUUUACCAUAGAUUUAUUUAUUGUUUGUUUAAAUACUUAUUGUUUAUUCUGUGUCAUAUCACAGUAUCAGGAAUAUAAAGAGAUUGUUAAUCGUACCACAAGUCCACAAAUGAAUUUCUAUGUGUCAACUGAAGACGCCGGCAACAAUAAAUUCAGCGACUCUGUGAUGGUCACAGAGAAACCCCCCAUCUUAAUGAAAACAUGUCAAUUACCUCAUUCCAACACACGCUUCCUAAUAACAUCACAUCGUUGUUCAAUUAUAUCGCCCAUACCCGAAGAAGAUGUGACAGAAACUCAUCUUUAGCGUAUAUGGUUGCAGUUACGCUGCGUCUUUUUUAAGAGCAAGCCAUAA